UCUAGAGCGGCUUUGAAGGCCUGCGCUCCCGGGAGAGCCGUGCUGCCCUACAACCUUCGCCCCCUGCCCUCGCCUCUUUCCCACAACCCAAAAUGGCCGCUGGCGUGGAUUUCGGCGACCUGGAGUUAUUCGAGGCGUUUGACCCUCAAGAGGAGUCGACCCCGAAGCCCGUUCACACCCGCUUCAAGGACGAGGAGGAGGAGGACGACGACGACGAGGAGGAGAACGGGGUGGGGGACGCGGAGCUGCAGGAGCAGCUCCGGCACUGCGAGGAAACCAUCCAGCAACUCCGCGCCGAGAAUCAAGAACUUAAAAGAAAAUUGAACAUUCUGACAAGACCCAGUGGCAUGCUGGUGAGCAAUACUAAGAUAGAUGGACCCUUAUUACAAAUUCUAUUUAUGAACAAUGCUAUUUCAAAGCAAUACCACCAAGAAAUAGAAGAGUUUGUGUCAAAUUUAGUAAAACAAUUUGAGGAACAGCAAAAAAAUGAUGUGGAAAAGACUUCCUUCAGCCUUUUGCCCCAGCCAUCCAGUGUUAUGUUGGAAGAGGACCAUAAAGUGGAAGAAUCGUGUGCCAUUAAAAACAACAAGGAAGCAUUUAGUGUUGUAGGAAGUGUCCUGUAUUUUACUAAUUUUUGCCUUGAUAAAUUGGGGCAACCGCUACUAAAUGAAAACCCUCAGCUUACGGAAGGAUGGGAAAUACCCAAGUACCAGCAAGUCUUCAGCCACAUUGUUUCUCUAGAAGGGCAAGAAAUGCAAGUAAAGGCAAAAAGACCAAAGCCUCACUGUUUCAAUUGUGGUUCUGAAGAGCAUCAGAUGAAGGAGUGCCCAAUGCCUCGCAAUGCUGCUCGAAUAAGUGAAAAGAGAAAAGAGUAUAUGGAUGCCUGUGGUGAGGCAAACAGUCCGAGUUUCCAGCAGCGGUAUCAUGCAGAAGAAGUCGAAGAGAGAUUUGGACGAUUCAAGCCAGGAGUUAUCAGUGAGGAACUUCAGGAUGCACUGGGUGUGACGGACAAGAGUCUUCCCCCCUUCAUCUACCGGAUGCGCCAGCUGGGCUACCCUCCAGGCUGGCUCAAGGAGGCUGAACUGGAGAACUCGGGGCUUGCGCUCUAUGAUGGAAAUGAUGGUGCUGAUGGGGAGACAGAAACUGGAGAAAUACAAAAUAAAAAUGUCACUUAUGAUCUCUCAAAAUUGAUAAACUAUCCAGGUUUUAAUAUAUCUACUCCCAGAGGUAUUCCAGAUGAAUGGAGAAUGUUUGGUUCCAUACCAAUACAGGCGUGUCAACAGAAGGAUGUGUUCGCCAGUUACCUUACUUCUAACAUUCAGUCGCCGAGCAUGAAAUCUGGCGGUAAACGGUCUUCAUCUCAACCCAGCCCUAACAGUCCAAAGAAGCAGAGGCGGGAAGGCAGCCCAGCAGCCUCCCCUGCUGACAUGGAGCUUGACUCAGGUACGGUUUUCCGGGUCUGAUUUCUUGAGAAGAAGGUCAGUCUGUAUGCCCUGGGUCUGUGAGGAGGGCAAAGCUCCACCCUCCUUCGCUGUCAGAGCGUUGCCAUAGGUGCUGGUAAACCUGAAUUGGAAACCACACUUGAUGUGAGAAGCAGAGGGACCUUCUAGCCAAGUCCCUGAGUUUGGCAGGGUCAGGCCCCCGCAGUGCCACAGCUAGUCUGGCCCCUCUGGUGGGGCUUCACUCUGGGAAAAGCAGGAGGGCAUGCACACCUCCAACAGCUCCAGCUUCCGGAAGAGUUGAGCCCCUGGGCUCUAUAAGUUAGUUCUAUAAAUUGGUCCUAUAAGUUAGUUGUCUCCCAGGGACCAUGUGCUUCUAAAAAUUCAAAAUGGGGCAAAUCCUUGCCUCUGACACGAUCCCUUGCUUGGCCUUGUGCCUGCCUUCCUACAUCCUUCCCAUGGAACCUGUGCUUAACCAGGAUCAUGGUGAUCCUGACAGGAAAACCCAGUUUCCAUCUUUAGGAGCUCCUCCGACCCAGCCCCAACCACUGCUCGUUUGUGUUUGCCGGAUUCCUGGUUAAUUAGAUAAACUCGGGCUCUUCUGGACCCAAGGCUAACAAUUGUUUUCCACUCCAAAGUAGGCUGGGCUAGUUUUGUUGUAUAUAGCAAGACAGGUGUUCUGAGAUGGGGUAAAAUGGCAACAUGAUGAGAAGAUCCAUUAAAAAGACUGUGGUAACUGGGAUAACUGGUAGUGAGUGUGCUUACUUAGUUUGUGUGAGGACCUGGCACUGAAGGAAAAAAAACUUUGAAUGAGGUACAGAUAGUGUACUUUAUUCCAAACUUGAAUGUGAACACUCCCCAUUUUCAAAUUCCCAGGGAAAAUUUAAACGUGGACUAAAUUCCCUUAAAGUUCAAAGGAAUUGAAGUCCAAAAUUAAUUACUUUACAAAAAUUCAUAAUCUAUUAAGCUUGGUGUCCUGUAGUCCUUAGGAAACAGGCAGGAGGAUUGUGGGUUCAAGUCUAGCCUGGUCUACAUUGCAAGAUCCUGUCCCCAAAAGAUAAGCCAAUUAAGCUGCCAAAUCAUUUUCUGUUGUAUCAUCUCAGCACAGUUCCUGAGUACCAUGCCAGGGGGUUUCAGAUCCUGGCCUUCUAGCUUUACAGCCUUACUUCAGCAUCCAGUCUGACUGCACCCCACUCCCCCCAGCCCCCUAACCCCCCCACCCCACUUUACUUUUUGGUUGGUUGUUUUUGAGCUAGGAGCUCAUGUAGCCCAGACUAGCUUCAAAGUUACUAUGUAGUUAGCCCAAGCUGAUCUUAAAGUUCCCACCAUCCUACUGUGUUAGCCUUCCAAGUCCUGGGAUUCCAGGAAUGAUCCUCUACACCUGGCUGUCUAGUCAUAGAGUUAAUAGGGAAUAAAACUCUUUAACAGCCUUAGCUAGAGAUCCAUGAAAAUUUGAAACAAGCCGGGCGGUGGUGGCGCACACCUGUAAUACCAGCA
Messenger RNA from Onychomys torridus (southern grasshopper mouse), 2936 nucleotides. RefSeq names its product zinc finger CCHC-type containing 8 (gene Zcchc8). The coding region runs from base 93 to 1463 and encodes 456 amino acids. The record is from RefSeq and is a predicted model, not a curated record. Lineage: Eukaryota; Metazoa; Chordata; Mammalia; Rodentia; Cricetidae. Gene Ontology annotation, cellular component: catalytic step 2 spliceosome. The transcript is spliced from 13 exons. Gene Ontology annotation, molecular function: RNA binding; zinc ion binding.